UCCUCCCUGUUCCCUGCCAUAUCCCCUCACACUCCACUGCAUCACAGCCCUGUCCUCACCUGCUGCCAACAUGGGCUGGUUCCUCCUCCCCUUUGAUAACCUGCUGUGUAUGGUCCUUGGCAUAUCCUUCACUGUGGGAUUCAGCUCGCUGCUAGUCAUGGUCGUGCCGGCCAUCCUUGGAGUGUCCAUUGGGAUCCGCAGACUGUACAUGAAGAGCCUUCUCAAGGUCUUUGAGGUGAGUUUGCUUCACACUGUCACAAUGGGUCCGAUUCUGACAAGCUAAGAGUGUGUAAGUGGAAUGUAAUUCCCUUUUUUAUGGACUUUUCUCUAUAUACGUAUUCUGACCUUGAACUUAAGCAUGAGAAUAGGUGUGUCUACAGAUACACCAUAUUCUAACCUUGACUUAAUUCCCUAAUAAUUCCACCACCUUUAUGUGCGAAUAAGGUCUAGCGAACCUACCAGUUCCAAGUGGAAAAAGCAUCUACUUAAUUUUUUCUGAUAGAAAUAACACCAUUCUUCAUGCACUAUAAUUUAGAACUUGAUAAGAGCUAGGUAAAUGAGUAAUCAGUUUGGAUAAGGGAAUUGUAAAUAUAUAUUACACUUGUUUUAGAUCUAUUUUACCUUAUAAUCGCUGGAGACUUGUGAAACAUUUACAUUUAACAUUUACAUUUUAGUCAUUUAGCAGACGCUCUUAUCCAGAGCGACUUACAGUUAGUGAAUACAUAUUUUUUUAUACUGGCCCCCCGUGGGAAUCGAACACACAACCCUGGCAUUGCAAACGCCAUGCUCUAUCAACUGAGCUACAUCCCUGCCAGCCAUUCCCUCCCCUACCCUGGACGACGCUGGGCCAAUUGUGCGCCGCCCAUAAAACCAGUCAUAUGGCAGAAAACUGAAGCAUAGCAACAUAUAAACUUUCCCACAGUAAUGUUUCCUAUUUCAAUCAUGUUAAAUAUUAGCCACUAUCAGUAUCGACCGUCAGUAGGCCUAAUAACCACACAUAUUCAACUACCAAUUUACUGUUAGUUCCCUUCAGUUGGUAUAGGUUACAUUAUCAUUCCAUUUAAAUACAUUGUUUUGUUUACCUGCAUUUGUUUCCUCUGUAAACGACGGCACGACCCUGUGGUUAUUGCUGAGGAUCAUUAGUAACAGUUGAUCAUAUAAAAAGAAAAGAAAUGUAGGCUAAUUAAAUAGUUAUGGAGCGGUGCGCAGACCAAGCCGUAACAGUUUCAACCUGAAGCACGGCGCAAUACUUGGCCGUGUCAUAACACAGUUACAUGGUUAGUGCAGGCAAUAGACAAGGGUAUAGGCUACUAUUGUACACUAUUCUCCAUAUUAUAAUUAUUCUACACUAAUUUUCCAACAUUACCAUGGGUUGAAGAACUGAAUGUGGCAAUUUUCUGAAUGAAUCAAACCACAGUUUUCUUUCGUACGUAAAGGAUCUCCAAACCUGUUUUUUUAAUGAUUCAUAAAUACUUUCCUAAACCUACAUAAUCUACAAGAUCAGUGUAUUUUUAAAUCUACCAAUUGGUGCUGAAACGGAGACGAAUAUGCAUAUAUUUAGAUACCUUUCUUUCAUUGAUCCCUAAUAUUCAGAACCCGUUCUCUCAACAUAUUCUAGUGAGUCUGUAGACAAAAUUCUAACUAAAAGGUACACCGUAUUUAAAGGGAUGGCUUAAGAUAAAAGCACUGAAAACCCUAUUGAAUGAAAAGUCCACGAGAAAAUCUGUUGGCCAGCAAGUGGGAGGGUUUUCAGUAGUUGACUGAAAUGUAUUCAGAGCGCGCAAGAGAGCGUUACGUGACUGAAUAAGGUACAGUGGCGUGCAAAAGUAUUCACCCCCCUUGGCAUUAUUCCUAUUUUGUUGCCUUACAACCUGGAAUUAAAAUAGAUUUUUUGGGGGUUUGUAUCAUUUGAUUUACACAACAUGCCUACCACUUUGAAGAUGCUAAAUAUUUUUUAUUGUGAAACAAACAAGAAAUGACAAAAAAACAGAACUUGAGCGUGCAGAACUAUUCACCCCCCCAAAGUCAAUACUUCGUAGAGCUGCCUUUUGCAGCAAUUAUAGCUGCAAGUCUCUUGGGGUAUAUCUCUAUAAGCUUGGCACACUGGAAUUUUUGCCCAUUCUUCAAGGCAAAACUGCUCCAGCUCCUUCAAGUUGGAUGGGUUCCGCUGGUGUACAGCAAUCUUUAAGUCAUACCACAGAUUCUCAAUUGGAUUGAGGUCUGGGCUUUGACUAGGCCAUUCCAAGACAUUUAAAUGUUUCCCCUUAAACCACUCAAGUGUUGCUUUAGCAGUAUGCUUAGGGUCAUUGUCCUGCUGUAAGGUGAACCUCCAUCCCAGUCUCAAAUCUCUGGAAGACUGAAACAGGUUUCCCUCAAGAAUUUCACUGUAUUUAGCGCCAUCCAUAAUUCCUUCAAUUCUGACCAGUUUCCCAGUCCCUGCCGAUGGGAAAAAUAUCCCCACAGCAUGAUGCUGCCACCACCAUGCUUCACUGUGGGGAUGGUGUUCUCGGGGUGAUGAGAGGUGUUGGGUUUGCGCCAGACAUAGCGUUUUCCUUGAUGGCAAAAAAGCUCAAUUUUAGUCUCAUCUGACCAGAGUACCUUCUUCCAUAUGUUUGGGGAGUCUCCCACAUGGCUUUUGGCGAACACCAAACGUGUUUGUUUAUUUGUUUAUUUUAAGCAAUGGCUUUUUUCUAGCCACUCUUCCGUAAAGCCCAGCUCUGUGGAAUGUACGGCUUAAAGUGGUCCUAUGGACAGAUACUCCAAUCUCCGCUGUGGAGCUUUGCAGCUCCUUCAGGGUUAUCUUUGGUGUCUUUGUUGCCUCUCUGAUUAAUGCCCUCCUUGCCUAGUCCAUGAAUUUUGGUGGGCGGCCCUCUCUUGGCAGGUUUGUUGUGGUGCCAUAUUCUUUCAAUUUUUUAAUAAUGGAUUUAAUGGUGCUCUGUGGGAUGUUCAAAGUUUCUGAUAUUUUUUUAUAACCCAAUCCUGAUCUGUACUUCUCCACAACUUUGUACCUGACCUGUUUGGAGAGCUCCUUGGUCUUCAUGGUGCCGCUUGCUUGGUAGUGCCCCUUGCUUAGUGGUGUUGCAGACUCUGGGGCCUUUCAGAACAGGUGUGUAUAUAUACUGAGAUCAUGUGACAGAUCAUGUGACACUUAGAUUGCACACAGGUGGACUUUAUUUAACAAAUUAUGUGACUUCUGAAGGUAAUUGGUUGCACCAGAUCUUAUUUAGGGGCUUCAUAGCAAAGGGGGUGAAUACAUAUGCACGCACCACUUUUCCGUUAUUUAUUUUUUAGAAUUUUUUGAAACUAGUUAUUUUUUUCAUUUCACUUCACCAAUUUGGACUAUUUUGUGUAUGUCCAUUACAUGAAAUCCAAAUAAAAAUCCAUUUAAAUUACAGGUUGUAAUGCAACAAAAUAGGAAAAACGCCAAGGGGGAUGAAUACUUUUGCAAGGCACUGUAAGUCUCAAUACCGAAUACUGAGAAGUGCGUAGGAAAGGGCGUAAAUUCCUAAGUCAGAAUCGGGCCCUUAGUGAAUGCCUGCUUUGAGAAAAACACGCUUAUUUUGAUAGGCGACUUGCAUACUCUAGAACUGAAAAAGGUAUGACACAAUUACUUCAUGUUUAUGUAUGAACUUGAACUAUGCCUCUAUUUUGAAUUAGCUUAGCAGUAAGGGGCGUUCAUCUAAGGCCAGGCUCAAUUUAGAAUAGCUGCCCUUAUUCCACCCCAGGCUGUGUCUGAUCUGCUUUGUGGAGAGAGAAGUCACCUCAGCUUGGCUGUUUUUUUUUUCUAAUGUGGUCAGUCAACUUCACUGAGAAUAAAUGGCACUAUGGACAUUGUUCUAUGGACCAAUUCAUAUAAUUUUCUUUGCCAUUCACUAAAAGUGAGCACACGAAAGAGACCACUACUCUCAGUGGAUUUGUCAAAUUUUUCCUCUGGUGGCAGUGUGUGUGGUCUUUGCUUCUCCCCUACCGCAUGCAUCUGUCAGGGGCAUGUCACAGUGCUAAAUUAGCCUAGCUGCAUUGCCUUUAAAAUUACUAGAGAUUUCAUAUCUACAAUAUUAUUAAAAUCUCCUACACAUUCAAACAAAGGGUUGAUGUUCUUUUCAAGAAAAUCAUGAGUGAAUUAGGCCUAGGUGUGGGGCAGCCACAGGAAUUGUGGAGGAAAUGGUUUAGGAAGGGAUAUACAGUAGAGGCCUUCACGGGUCCACCCGAACCUGAAUAUCCGACCCGGGACCCGAGCAGGUCCAACUUCUAUGUAGCCACAGCUGAUAGACCCGAAUGGACCCGACCACUUCUGGUUUGGGUCUGAUUGUUCUUGGGUCCGUUCGGGUCCUCCUUUAAAAAAAAUGAUCGGGUUGGUUCGGGUCCGUGGUCUGAUUGUCCUCGGGUCUAUCCGGGUCCAUACCUCUAAUAUACAAUAACAUGAAGAGGUACACUGCUCUGUAAUAUAUGGUCUGUGGUUAUGUAUAUAACAUGCAGUGAAGUGGUCUUUGCAGGUAGCACUGUUUACAUUAAGGGAGCCACAAAUAGUGGAGUUGGCCAACUUGAAGCAGCUACUGUUAUUAUGUUGAUUGCUAAUUGCUGACCCAUAAAAGACACAGUGAACAUCUUUUUUGGUCAUACAGUGCUGUGGACUGUUUUCACUACAGUCUCACCCUCAGGGGAAACCACAUGCCUCCAAAUACUCCAGGCUGCCUGUUUCAUGCUUAUGGCCCUGUCUAAGAUAGCUGUUGUGUUCCUAUUCUCUGUGGACCUGCUUACUCAGCUCUUGACUCCCUGUCAGUUGUACCAUGUGAUGUAGUCUUGCUAGGCCAGGCUAACAUAAUCAUUUAUGAGAUACAGUCUGGUCCGAAGACUAUCUGUGAUGCAACUUCAAGCUUAUGAAUGAUGAUAUCAUGGCACAGAGGAAUGAUUGCUUCUCAUCAAAUUAUAAGAAUUAUGAAUAUAAAUGUCAUAAGCUUUACAAUAUGGCUUAAAAUACCUUAGGGAUAGAAUUCAUGGCUUAAAGAAAGUUCAUGUAUGAUUAAUGUAUGAUACCCCCCUCUUUUUAGUGGGCUACUGUGCGGAUGGAGAGAGGCGCAAAGGAGAAGAAUCAACAUCUUUAUAAACCCUAUAGCAAUGGUACGACCUUUUGAUGUACAUCUCUCACUUAUGGGAAUGGCAAUGUCUCUGUUGUUGCAUUAACUCUGUCUCUCUUUCUAUCUCCCUCCCUCCCUCCCUCCCUCUCUGUCUCAGGUAUCAUAGCUAAAGAGCUGUCUUCUCUGGAGCAGGAGAUCCAGGAGCUCCGUGCCAACGGCACCACUCUGAGCUCUGAGCCUGAGUUUGAGAUGGCGGACAUCAUGUAUUUCUGCCGGCGGGGGGUGGAGAGCAUCGUGGAUGAUGAGGUGACCAAGCGCUUCUCUGCUCAGGAGCUGGAGUCCUGGAACCUGCUGACACGCAGCAACUACAACUUCCGCCACAUCAGCCUGCGGCUCAGCGUGCUCUGGGGACUGGGUCUCUUCAUCCGCUAUGGCUUCCUGCUGCCACUCAGGUCAGAGGUCAAGAGUCAGGGGUCAGGGUCACCAUCUAAGGCAGGAAACCUAUUUGCGAGUUAUACGCCAACAAGGAGCUGUUGUGGGCGUCAAGAAGGCUACAAAUUGGAUUUAUGAGAAUUGUGGUUAUUUAGCAUGAAAGACCGCUUUUAUGUGUUUUUUGGACAUUACAACAUAUGUUGUCAACUAAAUUGAUGUGUGGUGGACUGACUGAAGUUCUGUUUUGUGUUCUACAGGGUUACUCUGGCAGCGUCUGGUAUUGGUCUGCUUGUGGUCUUGACUACCAUAGUGGGCUUCUUACCAAGUGGCUGGUACGUUUCCACCAACAUACCCUCAGAAUACACACAAACUUACAGUACCUCAUCUACAAGAAGAUUCUGUAUUGGUGAAAGGCUUAUUGUCAGUGUGUUGAUCUCCUCAGGUUAAGGACGUACCUCAGUGAGAAGAUUCAUCUGAUGUCUUAUCGCAUCUGUGUCCGAUCCCUCACUGCCAUCAUCACCUACCACAACAGGUACUGUAGACCAACCAAAUACUCACUGGCUAGUAUCCACAACAUCAGCUCAGACAACAGAGACACAAACCUACUGUAUUGUGUCACAGCUUUCUGCCCAUUUAAUGACUCGCCACCCUAGUUUGUACUGAGCUCAAAGACAGUCUUACAGUGCCUUCAGAAAGUAUUCAUACCCCUUGACUUAUUCCACAGUUUGCGUUACAGCCUGAAUUCAAAAUGGAUUAAAUAGAUUUUUUUAUCUCACUCAUCUACACACAAUACCCGAUAAUGACAAAGUGAAAACAUGUUUUUAGAAAUGUUAGCAAAUUUAUUGAACGUGAAAUAAAGAAAUAUUUAAUUUACAUAAGUAUUCACAACCCUGAGUCAAUACUUUGUAGAAGCACGUUUGGCGGCGAUUUCAGCUUUGAGUUGUCUUGGGUAUGUCUGUAUCAGCUUUGCACAUCUGGAUUUGGGGAUUUUAUCCCAUUCUUUCUUGCUGAUUUUCUCAAGCUCUGUUAAGUUAGAUGGAGAGUGGCGGUGAACAGCAAUCUUCAAGUCUUUCCACAGAUUUUCAAUGGGAUUCAGGUCUGGACUUUAGCUGGGCCACUCAAGGACUUUCACAUUCUUGUUCUAAAGCCAUUCCAGCCUUACCUUGGCUGUAUGCUUGGGGUCAUUGUCCUGUUGGAAAGUAAAUCUUCACCCCAGUCUAAAGUCUUUUGCACUCUGAAGCAGGUUUUCAUCAAGGAUUUGCCUGUAUUUGGCUCCAUUCAUUGUUCCCUCUAUCCUUAACAGUCUCCCAGUCCCUGCUGCUGAAAUGCAUCCCCAUAGCAUGAUGCUGCCACCACCAUGCUUCAUGGUAGGGAUAGUGUUAGACGGGUGAUGAACUGUGCCUGGUUUUCUCCAGACAUAGCACUUUGCAUUCAGGCCAAAGAGUUCUGUUUUUGUCUCAUCAGACCACAUCAUCUUUUGCCUUAUGCGCUGAGUCUUUCAUGUGCCUUUUUGCAAACUCCAGGCGUGCUGUCAUGUGCCUUUUUUUCCAGGAGUGGCUUCCGUCUGGCCACUCUCCCAUAAAGCCCAGAUUGGUGAAGUGCUGUAGACACUGCUGUCCUUCUGGCAUGUUCUCCCAUCUCAGCCAAGGAACUCUGUAGUUCUGUCAGAGUGGUGAUUGGGUUCUUGGUCACCUCAAUGACCAAGGUCCUUCUUGCCCGGUUGCUCAGUUUGAUUGGACAGCCAGCUCUAGGCAGAGUCUGGGUAGUUCCAUAUUUUUUCAAUGUAUUUUCAAAAACGUUAUACCCUUCCCCAGAUAUAUGCCUCAUCACAAUUAUAUCUCUGAGAUCUACAGACAGUUCCUUGGACUUCAUGGUAUAGUUUCUGCUCUGACAUGCACUGUCAACUGUGGGACCUUAUCUAGACAGGUGUGUAUCUUUCUAAAUCAUGUCCAAACAAUUUAAUUGGCCACAUGUGGACUCCAAUCAAGUUGUAGAGACAUCUCAAGGAUGAUCAAAGGAAAUGGUAUGCACCUGAGCUAAAUUUGGAGUGUCAUAGCAAAGGGUUGUGAAUAGUUUUUUACUUUAUUUCAAUUUCAAUAAAUUUGCAAAAAUCUCUGUUUUCAAGUUUUCACUUUGUCAUUAUGGGGUAUUAUGUGUAGAUGGUUGAGAAAAAAUAAAUAAUUGAAUCCAGUUUGAAUUCAGGCUGUAACACAAUAUGUGGAAUAAGUCAAGGGGUAUGACUACUUUCUGAAGGCACUGUAUGUCAGUUAGGGUGGCACACACUGGUUGUUGGUCGUUUUAUGAGAAAGGCGAUUUUGUUAAUGUGUCUCAUUCAGUCGUUUCUUUGCUCUGUCCACAGUGAGAACAAACCAAAGAAUGGAGGCAUCUGUGUGGCCAAUCACACAACUCCCAUUGACGUCAUCAUCCUGGCCAAUGAUGGCUGCUAUUCUAUGGUACUGUAUGUAAAUCCUGGUGUGUAACAGUAAGGAUUGUGUGUCUAUUCAAAGCUGUGUCUGUGUGCGUCUCUGUGUGUGUGCGUUUCUGUGUGUGUCUGUGUAUGUGUGCUAGUACGGAAUGUGUGGGGCAUUUGGGAGACAGAUGUAUAGCCCAUUGUUUGCCAAGAUGUUUAGUUCAAGAUUCUCACUCAGUCUUCACUUCCUCUCUCAGGUUGGCCAGAUCCAUGGUGGUCUGAUCGGGGUAGUCCAGAGAGCCAUGGUGAAAUCCAGCCCCCACAUCUGGUUUGAGAGAUCUGAAGUCAAAGACCGUCACCUUGUGGCCAAAAGGUAAUAUUGCAGCUGCAUGUUGAGAAACCAUACUUUCCUUCCAUUUCCCAUUGUCAGAUUGUUGUCGAAGACAGUGUUUCCCAACCCUGGUCCUCCAGUACCCCCAACAGUACACAUGUUUAUUGUAACCCUGGACACACCUGAUUCAACAGCAAAUCAAUUUUGGCACAAUCUUCUAAUGUGGUGAAAACAGUUAUAUUAUUAGUAGCGCAGUGACGGUCAUGGAAUUUUGGAUGAUGGUUUUCGUUGCACAUUUUCUCCACUCCGGACUGCAUGUGCUGCCAUAGAAAUAUGCUGCUGCAUCGUGAUCAUUCAGUCAGGGUUAUGACGGUUAUUUUAUUUUCAUGACGGUCUUCAUCCAUAACCGUCCUAAUUAUUAACAUGUUAUUUACACAGUUCUGUAUUUUAUUUUUCCAGGCUUAGCAAUCAUGUAGCAGACAAAACUAAACACCCCAUCCUCAUCUUCCCAGAGGGUUAGUAUGAAAAUUGACCCUUUUCUGAUGGAUCGAGUGCUGCUCAAAUAGAGAUGAGCUAAGGCAACUAAUGAAGGCUGUAAUGAUAUCUAAAGAUUCACCCUGUGUCGGAUCUGUGUGAGUGUGUAAUGCCGCGGCGUGACAAUGUGCUUCUCACUCAGGCACCUGCAUCAACAAUACCUCAGUGAUGAUGUUCAAAAAGGGCAGCUUUGAGAUAGGCUGCACUGUCUACCCUGUGGCCAUUAAGGUAGUCUCUCCCUCUCGCUCUACCUCUCUACCGCCACUUUAUCUAUCAACCACCUAACCCCGCUCCCUCUCACACCCUUUGACCUCUCCCUGUGUCUCUGUGACAGUAUGACCCUAGGUUUGGCGAUGCGUUCUGGAACAGCAGUAAGUUUGGGAUGGUCAACUACCUGCUGAGGAUGAUGAGCAGCUGGGCCAUUGUCUGCAGCGUCUGGUACCUGCCACCUAUGAGCAGAGAGGUGUGGCCUUUCUUUUGGUUUAGCCCAGUAAAGUUGUUAUUAUUGAUUUGUAUAAUGCAGUUAUAAACAAGGGUUUCCCCUAAGGUCUAGACCUAAAUCAUGUGGACAGUGAUAAGUCCACAACUCCAUCCUGGUAUAGAGACUCCAUGUUAAUUGUCUGACUGAGCCAUCUCUGUGGUUGUCUGCGUAGGAGGGAGAGGACGCGGUGCAGUUUGCCAACAGAGUAAAAGCAGCCAUCGCCACGCAGGGAGGACUGGUGGACCUGCUCUGGUGAGUUUCAGUGAAUACGCAUCACACACAUCACACACACUCACACAGAUUCUGUCUAGCACGAUUCCUAGCUGUGUGUUUAUCAUGGUGUCUACAUUUUUGCAAGUGUACACAACAAGGGUUGUACAAAACUGCUCUUCCCUGUGUUUAUCUGUCUGCUCUAAGGGAUGGAGGGCUGAAGCGAGGGAAGGUGAAAAACACUUUCAAAGAGGAGCAGCAGAAGCUGUACAGCAAGGUGCUGGUUGGAGACCAGGAGGACCAAGGUGAAGACAGACCACAGGAAGCUAAAGAAGAAGAAGAAGAAGAAGAGGGGGACCAAAAUGAAGACAUACCACUGGAAGACUACACACCCAGACCACUGGAAGACUACACACCCAGACCACUGGAAGACUACACACCCAGACCACUGGAAGACUACGCACCCAGACCACUGGAAGACUACACACCCAGACCACUGGAAGACUACACACUCAGACUACUGGAAGACUUCUCUCUGAGACUACAGGAAGACUGCACACCUAGACCACAGAGAGAGGAAGAGGGGGAGAGAGACCAGGAGGACAAAAGUGAAGACAGACUACUGGAAGACUGCACACUCAGACCACAAGAAGAGAAGGAGGAGGAGAGAGGCUCAGAGACACCAAUGAAGGACCAA
Coregonus sp. 'balchen' is the source of this 10170-nucleotide messenger RNA. The record is from the annotation of a GenBank genome assembly. Lineage: Eukaryota; Metazoa; Chordata; Actinopteri; Salmoniformes; Salmonidae.